AAAAAAAAAAAAAACGAAAAAAAAAAGGGAAACUCAAAAAAAGGAAAAAAAGAAAAUUAAAAAACGAAAAGGGGAGCGUAUCGAGAGCGAGCGAUAAAACCUAAACCAUCGUCGCGGAGGUACCAAAUCCCCUCCGAUCUCUCUAAAACCCUAUUCCCCUUUUAAGGUUUCGCUCCCACGCGAUCUCCCCCCUCGUAAUUUGUUCGCGUUUGUUCUUAGAUUUGUGGUCGAUUGAGUAAAAUGAUCGAUUGAGGUGAAACACUUUGAAUUUCAGCUGAUCAAGGAUGGAAUAGCGAUAUAUGAAAUUUCAGGGAUUACGAUGUUGAAAUGAAAAGUUCAUGGGCUAAAGUCGCAGAAUCGGGAUAAUGUUUGAAGAGGAGUGCUUGAUGAUUAAACGGAAUGGCAUCUGAGACCCUUCAUAUCAGCAGGCAAAAGGGCAGUGAUUUCUGUCAGGAGAACAAAAUACAUGAUCCUAUUGAGCAAGUGGAUUGUCAGAACAGCUGCUCUAGCUUUUGCCAGUGCAGUAAAAGAUCUGCAUCAGAUGGAAGCACCUUUUGUUUUAGAGAAAGAUGUUCUGGACAAAAGCUUGUAGAAGAUGAAAAUGAUGGGCCUGGCAAAAUAAAUCCCAUCGACUCUAAUGUUUUAUCUGAACCAACGAUACGACAUGUAGAGAAUGCUGAUGAAAAUGCUUGUUCACAUUGUGAAAAUGAGAGUUGCAAGGCGUGUGGUGCUAUGCAACCACAGGACUAUAGGAGGACUCAUAAGGGCAAUUCUGCCAAUUCAUUACAAGAUCUAUUUUUGCAAGAUAAUUAUGAUGAUGGAGAAGAUGAUGAUAGUGACUGGGAACCCGUCAGUCAUCUUCUUAUCAAGAAGUGGUUCUGUUAUAACUGUACAAUGCCAAACUUUGACGACGUUUUUCAUUGCGAUGUAUGUGGUGAGCAUAGGGAAUCCCAAGUAAGAGGGUAUGAUACUUUCCUUAAACAUAUUGGAGAGAAAGUUCAGGUUUCUGUUGACUCAGAUACUAUUUGCAGCUUUCCGGACACAGCAUCAUCAUCAAAAUCAUGUACAGCCUUUGGCUUUGAUGAGAGAAUGUUACUUCAUUCAGAAGUUGAGGUGAAACCUCAUCCACACCCUGAGAGACCCGAUCGCCUUAGAGCGAUUGCAUCCAGCCUUGUUGCUGCAGGUAUAUUUCCUGGAAAGUGCUCCUUAAUAGCUGCUAGGGAAAUAAGUCAAGAAGAGCUUAUGAUGGUGCACACUUUGGAUCAUAUUGAAGCAGUUGAAGAAACAAAGAAUAUGCUCUCUAGCUACUUCACUUUGGACACGUAUGCUAAUGAACACUCAGCAUGUGCUGCAAGGCUUGCUGCGGGAUUAUGUGCUGAUCUUGCUUGCUUAAUAAUAUGUGGCCACUCCAAGAAUGGUUUUGCUUUGGUAAGGCCGCCUGGGCAUCAUGCAGGUGUAAAACAAGCCAUGGGUUUUUGCCUUCACAAUAAUGCAGCAGUGGCAGCAUUGGCUGCGCGAAGAGCAGGAGCCAAGAAAGUUUUAAUUGUUGAUUGGGAUGUACACCAUGGCAAUGGCACACAAGAAAUAUUUGACGGGAACAACUCGGUUCUGUAUAUAUCUUUGCAUCGACACGAGGGUGGAAGAUUCUACCCUGGUACUGGAGCAGCUGAUGAGGUUGGUAUUAAUGGUGCUGAAGGAUAUUCUGUCAAUAUUCCUUGGAGCCGUGGUGGAGUGGGUGAUAAUGAUUACUUCUUUGCUUUCCAGCAUGUUGUUCUUCCUAUAGCUUCAGAGUUUGCUCCUGAUAUCAUCAUUAUAUCUGCAGGAUUUGAUGCAGCGCGGGGUGAUCCCCUUGGCUGUUGUGAUGUUACACCAGCUGGUUAUGCACAGAUGGCGGACAUGUUGGCUAAUAUUUCAGAGGGUAAAUUGUUGGUUAUUCUUGAGGGAGGAUACAAUCUUCAUUCAAUAUCAUCUUCAGCUACAGCAGUGGUUAAGGUACUAGUUGGAGAGAAACCAAGCUAUGAUUUGAGCAACGUCAUGCCAUCAAAAGCAGGGCUGCGGACUGUUAUGGAAGUAUUGAAAAUUCAGCUGAAGUAUUGGCCGGUUUUAGAAUCGCACUAUACAGCGCUGCAGGCGCAAUGGGGCCCACUUUCAUGGAACAAUAGGCACCAGCCGAAGAAGAGGCGACAUUUGAUCGGACCAAUUUGGUGGCAGUGGGGGAGUAAGAGAUUUGUGUAUGAACUAUUAUACGGGCGUCCCCAUCUAAGAGAUUUAAAGAGAAUACGCCGACAGCAGUAAGGCGCAACACGGGCAAAGCUGGUGGUCGUCAAUGUGCUGAUUCUGAAAAAUUUAUAUGAAAAAAGGUAAAAUUAUGUCUGCACCUUUAUUCGUUGUAUUGCCAAAAGGAGUUUGAACGUUUUAACUCCGUGCAGUGGGACGUGCAGAUUGUGCGUCAAAUUUUGCUUUAACAGUAACUUGUUAUAGCUGAAAUUCUUGUGCUACAUGGCGUAGGUAAACAAUUGUAGUAAUUACAGUAGUGAUUCCGAAUUUGGAGAUUUUCAGUUUACAUUGUGAGGAGGCUUUUAAAUAUUAUUGUAGGAUUGCAUAAAUCGUAUGUCACUGUAUUAGUUAUGAGAAAUUCUUGCCAGUGCUACUGCAAAAA
This is a messenger RNA of Ananas comosus (pineapple), 2659 nucleotides long. Its product is annotated as histone deacetylase 15. Lineage: Eukaryota; Viridiplantae; Streptophyta; Magnoliopsida; Poales; Bromeliaceae. Gene Ontology annotation, cellular component: histone deacetylase complex. Bases 400 to 2295 code for a protein of 631 amino acids. Gene Ontology annotation, molecular function: histone deacetylase activity. Gene Ontology annotation, biological process: chromatin organization. The record is from RefSeq and is a predicted model, not a curated record. The transcript has 19 exons.